AUGGUAUUCAAUUCUUUGACUGAGGCCCCUCGCAACGUCAAGGAGUGCAUCGAUUGGUUGAUAGCUCUGAGGGGAACUGAUGCGGAAAAGAACUUGAAGGCUUUGGGCACAGCAGUUCACACAUUUCUCGCAGACAAGCCGGUUGGCAAGAUGCAAGUGCCAGCUCUAGAGAAAAUUAAAAAGAUUAGUAAACAGUUCUUGAAAAAGCCGUGUCUUAAGAAGCUGCGGCACGUAAAAGUGAUACUGGGGAAAUUCAAUAAGUCUUUGCAUAAGAAUCCUGAUAAAAGGUUCAAGCGCCCCUUUCAUUUCCAGCCAAUCGAUAACGAGAACGUCAUACAGACCAAGGGUGUGACUGCUAUCGACAUAGCUGAGAACUUGGCUGAUGUUGUGAGUGGUUGUGAGAAGUUCUUGAGAUUUAUCAAAAACCCUGACCAAUAUAGGUCUGCAUACAGUUCAGAAGCGACGUGGGAGGCAUCGUGUUCGAAGGACCCAGAAGCUUGCGCGGUAAUCUUUGUGGGGAUUGCGCCAAUGUUGUACGCCGGACUACUUUCUUUGCGCAAGAUGAGUAAUGGUGGGGUCUGGGGAGAACCAAAUACUAUGGAGGGGAAGCGUGCGAGAGAGUUGUUGAAAACCUUUGGUUACAAGAAGGCGGAAGGCCGGGCUGGCAUGAGAUAUUCAGAUAUCACCGAUGCGUUGGAAGAUACCACUACAAGAAUGUUGGACACAAUGUACGACCUCUGUGGCUUCUGGGCUUUCUAUUGA
Babesia ovata is the source of this 762-nucleotide messenger RNA. RefSeq lists its product as uncharacterized. Bases 1 to 762 code for a protein of 253 amino acids. Lineage: Eukaryota; Apicomplexa; Aconoidasida; Piroplasmida; Babesiidae. The transcript has a single exon. The record is from RefSeq and is a predicted model, not a curated record.